AUGUUGACCCUCUCCCACCAGCUCUUCUGCGUCGUCUCCCUCGCCAUAGGAGCUUAUACUGCCCCGGCAGCUACUUCGUCGGACGCGUCGCUCUCCAUCUCCGUCGAAUCUUCCUCGACGGAGACCGCUAGUGCGUCGGCUGCUGCAGAAAGUCCUAGUACCACAGUGUCUCUUGCACCUACGGCCCCUAAUGGGCCUCUGUACACGCCUGGGGCAGACAUCCAACCAGAGCCUAUCAGGGGAACUCUCGGUGGUACUAUCCUAGGGCCACAGAACAUUGCUAUCGACCAGCAGAAUCCCGACAUGCUUGCGCCUCCUACGACCGAUCAUGGGGACGUGCCGAACGCCAAAUGGCCAUUUAGUCUCAGUCACAAUCGACUCCAAACUGGAGGAUGGGCUCGACAGCAGAACAUUGAAGUAAUGCCUAUCGCAACUCAGAUGGCCGGCGUGGAUAUGCGAUUGGAACCAGGCGCAAUUCGAGAGUUGCACUGGCACACAAGCUCUGAGUGGGCUUAUGUCCUCAAGGGAUCCACCCAAGUCACCGCGGUAGAUCAAAAUGGCAAGAACUUUCUGGCCACGGUGGAACCUGGAGACCUUUGGUACUUCCCACCCGGUAUCCCGCACUCUCUCCAGGCCACGAACGAGUCGACCGAAGGCAGCGAGUUUUUGCUGGUAUUCGAUGAUGGUGCCUUCAGUGAAGACGACACCUUUUUACUUACCGACUGGUUAGCUCAUGUCCCGAAAGAGGUCAUAGCCAAGAACUUUCAGCUCGAUAUUUCCGACUUCAAUUCCCUGCCAGGCGAAGAACUGUACAUCUUCCCAGCAGAGCCUCCUUCCCCCGAUGCAGUAGCGCCUUCGGACCCGUUGGGCCAAGUACCUCAAGCCUUUUCCUUCGCCAUGUCUAAGAUGAAUGCUACGCAGCUGAGCGGUGGGACCGUCAAGAUCGUGGACUCUACAGUCUUCUCCGUUUCAACUACCAUUGCCGCCGCGGAUGUUACAGUCGAACCCGGCGCCAUGCGGGAGCUGCACUGGCACCCCACGCAGGACGAGUGGUCAUUCUUCAUCGAGGGCACUGGACGUAUGACCAUCUUCGCAUCCGACAGCAACGCUCAAACCUUCGACUACGAGGCCGGGGAUAUUGGCUACGUGCCGGCUACAUAUGGCCACUACGUGGAGAACGUCGGGAACACUACUCUCCAUUAUUUGGAAAUAUUCAAGACUGAUCGCUUCCAGGACGUUAGUCUCGCCCAGUGGUUGGCACUUACACCUCCGGCUCUAGUCAAGGCUCACCUUGGGCUGUCGGACGAGGUCAUCGCGCAGUUCAACAAGACCAAGCAGGUCGUCGUCGGGCCUCGCCACUGAGGAUUGGGACUCGCCGUCUUGUUCACUGGUGCUUCACGCGAGGAUGACGUGAACGGUGAGGCUUGUGACCUCAGACGCGAAGCAUAGAAUAUUUCUGUUUAGACCAUUCAAGUUCCUUCGUCAUGUUGCAGAUCUUUACUUUUAUGCCAUUUGAUGUCCC
Molecule: messenger RNA, 1522 nt
Organism: Stereum hirsutum FP-91666 SS1
Lineage: Eukaryota; Fungi; Basidiomycota; Agaricomycetes; Russulales; Stereaceae
Product: oxalate decarboxylase
Exons: 18
Coding region: 1-1362 (453 amino acids)
Biological process (GO): oxalate metabolic process
Source: RefSeq, a predicted model, not a curated record